This is a messenger RNA of Aspergillus fumigatus Af293, 1329 nucleotides long. RefSeq names its product putative lactonohydrolase. Lineage: Eukaryota; Fungi; Ascomycota; Eurotiomycetes; Eurotiales; Aspergillaceae. The record is from RefSeq and is a predicted model, not a curated record.
AUGAAGCACCUGGUCGCAUUCACCCUCAAUGCCGCUCUCGUGCUGGGGGUCGUUGUCCUCCAACGGCGUGACGAGUCCACACAACAGCACCCUCUCCUUGACAGCUUUCGUCAUUCCCCAGGCAUCGCAACCGAUGACGCGCUGGUUCAUCAGUGCAUCGCACCGGGCGUGGUCUGCGUCGACAAACAUGGGGCCAACCUUCCUUAUCCCUUCUGGCGGGAUUCUCCGAACGGCACCUACGCCUCCAACCUGGCGGACAUCGAGUUCACCGGCGGCCGAGGCCAACCCAAGUCGACCUCCUGGGAGCAGGUGGAACGAGCGGACUUUGUGGUCUUCGACGAGGAGCGUGGACGGAAGCUCCUGGGCGAGAACCCCCGCGUGGACUUUGUCUUCUCCGUCAAUCCGUGGGCGCUGCAUGAGGCGCCGACGUACGUGCCGGGCCUCCACCAGAUCUUCUUCUCGGAGCUCUCGCCCAUGCUGGAGCAGUUCGUCAUCGAGUUGAAGGUCGACCCGCCCACCCUGUCCACAUUCCGGGCGGAUCCCCCCAUCUACGUGCCCAACGGCGGGUUCUACCACGACGGGCUGAUCUACUACUCCGUGGCCGGCAGCAGCCACCAGCACAAGCAGCGGCCCGGCCUCGUCACCCUUGAUCCAUGGACGAAGAAGUCAUCCACCCUGCUGAACAACUACUAUGGCCUGACCUUCACGGACUGUGACGAUGUCAUCGUCGACCCCGUCACGGGCUUCGUCUGGUUCACCGUCCCCUAUUACUCCUGGUGGCUGGAGGUGGCCGACACGCCGCCCCAGCUCAAGUCCGCCACCUAUCGCUUCGAUCCGGCCACGGGGUCCACGGUCGUCGUCAAUGACGAGAUGCGCUCGCCGAACGGCAUCGCCCUGAGUCCCGACCGGCGACACCUCUACAUCAGCGACACCGAGGCCGCGGGUCAGUCGGCGCCGAUCUCCCUCGAUCUGCCCAGCCCCGGCGUGGCCGGUCUGCUGUUCAACACCACCGGCAAACGCACCAUCUACAAGUUCGAUCUCAUCGACCAGGGACACGCCAUUGCCAACAAGCGUCCCAUCCACUACGACGCAAUCGGCACGGUGCCCGACGGACUCAAGGUGGCCCGGAACGGAUGGGUGGUGACGGCGAGCGGGAAUGGAUUGAGCGUGAUGGACGAGUAUGGGGAGAUGAUCGCGCGCGUGCAGGUCAAUUUCACCGUCAACAACUUUGUCUGGGCCGAUGUGGACGACUAUCGGGAGGUGUGGAUGGUGGGACAGGGAGGCGUGGGACGCGUGCGAUGGGAGCUCCAGGGGCAAAAAGCCGUUUGA